This is a messenger RNA of Oreochromis aureus, 1756 nucleotides long. Its product is annotated as disco-interacting protein 2 homolog C-like. The coding region runs from base 17 to 685 and encodes 222 amino acids. The record is from RefSeq and is a predicted model, not a curated record. The transcript is spliced from 4 exons. NCBI's taxonomy places the organism in Eukaryota, Metazoa, Chordata, Actinopteri, Cichliformes, Cichlidae.
AUGAACUGACCGUUAGAUGAACUGCAGUCUUUGUCCUUUGAGUGUGGCAGGUGGCUUCUUGAUGGCUCACACCGUUCCCCUCUCUCACCUCCUGCAGGGGGCAGUGUCCAGCUCUCUCACCUGUCUGCAGACGGCGGAGGGAGUGGCAGCUCUGCUGAUGGAGAGAGGCGGUGUGCAGGAAGGAGAUCACGUCGCUCUGGUGUACCCGCCAGGUAUAGACCUGAUCGCAGCCCUUUACGGCUGCCUGUACGCCGGCUGCGUUCCCAUCACAGUGCGACCGCCUCACCCUCAGAACAUCUCCACCACCCUGCCCACUGUUAAGAUGAUUGUCGAGGUGAGUCACUCGGCGUGUGUGAUGAUGACCACCGCCGUCAUCUGUAAGCUGCUGCGCUCCAAAGAGGCCAUGGCCACGAUGGACAUCAGGAACUGGCCCCCAGUCCUGGACACCGUCCCCAGUGUUUCCUGCUCCUUGGAGCACUCCUGGUUGUCUGCUAUGGUGGAGGUGGCCAAUGUCUGGAGACAAAUCGCUGUUCUGGGGAGCUGCUUUCCUCCACUUACUUUACAUCAGAGUAGAAAGCAUGGAAACAACCCUGAUGGAAAACAGAAACAGCAUCCAGGAAGUGGAAUAAAGAUUAAGCAGCCAAAUUCUAGCUCUGGUUCGAUGCUUACAUUUGGAGGACUCUAGACCACAAACUGAGAGAAACUCUGUGAAGAUGCAGAAACACAUCAAGUUUUGCAAACAAGCAUACUAUUUUUAUAGUUAACUAAACUUCUAGUUUAUUAGAGUUGAGUUCCUACUCGCAGACAACUGAAACAUUCACAUUUGGAAAGCUGACUGAAUAAAUUUUCGUUUGAUUAAUCUAAAGUUGUUCUUCUGUGUCUGAAAACACCCACUCCCACUUACUCAACCUGUGUUGUCGUCUGCUGCUGUGGCCUACAGUAGCAGAAGACAACACUGCAACUGUAACCAAACUGAUUACAGCAUUAUUUAAAAACCUUUAGUGAACUCAACGUUCAAGAUUUUUCAAGGAUCCACAGAAACUUUGAUUGUGUGCUAAAAAUGCUAGUAAAGCUGACAUCCAUCACGAACAACCCACAUCCUCCUCUGCAUGAGUCUGUGAGUGUGCUGAGCAGUUCCUCAUCAGAGACCAAAACAUCCUCACUGCAGGAAGGAGCGCUUUCACAGAUCAUUGAUCCCAACAGCAGUUAGACUAUAACUCCUCAAUCACGUUGUCAUGAGUCACUGGACAUUUACCUGGUGUGCACGUAUAUGUGUAUGUAUAUGUAUACAUGUGUAUAUUCAGUGUGUGUAUGUGUGUGUGUGUGUGUGUGUGUGUGCGCGUGUACAUGUCUAUACUUCUAGAUACUUUUAGAUAUCUAUUGCUUAAAUAGUAAUGAUACAAUAGUUAAAUUUAUUUCUUGCAUUUCCACAACACUCUAUCCAUAGUCACAUACUGUGUAUGCUACUGUUGUAUAUAGUGUACUAUCUUAUUUAUUUUGUGGUUGUUUAUAUUUUAGUCCUAUUUUCGUAUUUUCUGUAACCAUGGUUACGGGAGUUUGUUGCAAGAAGUGUUGUGAAUCUCGCUGAGACAGGGAACCACUGAGGAGCCUCAGAUUAACCAAUCAGUCAGAUCGCUGUCUCCACUUGGGUGGCUGUAGCUCAGGUGGUCAGCCACUACUCAGAAGGUUGGUGGUUCGAUCCCAGGCUGCCUCCUGGCUGCAUGCCAAAUAACCUUGGGCAAGAUACUAACCCAGG